Messenger RNA from Spodoptera frugiperda (fall armyworm), 3021 nucleotides. RefSeq lists its product as uncharacterized. Lineage: Eukaryota; Metazoa; Arthropoda; Insecta; Lepidoptera; Noctuidae. The record is from RefSeq and is a predicted model, not a curated record. Gene Ontology annotation, molecular function: extracellular ligand-gated monoatomic ion channel activity. The transcript has 12 exons. Gene Ontology annotation, biological process: monoatomic ion transport. Gene Ontology annotation, cellular component: membrane. The coding region runs from base 87 to 1916 and encodes 609 amino acids.
ACCCGGCAUUAUAAAGCACACGUUGCAACAUUCCUUUUCUUAAAUUAAUUUAUAAAAAUAUAUUUUGUUUAAAUAUUUUAGUGAUAAUGUUAAGGACUAUCGUUUCUGUUUUACUUUUCUUAUUUCUCAAUAAUGUGGACGGUGCAAAUGUUACCACGUUUGUGUAUACGCCAAAAAUGGCCCAACAAUGCAAAGAGCAUAUCUGCCAAGACGGGUACAACUACAAAAUCUUCUAUAGCGUAGACACGGAUAACUUGAAGGCACUAAGCAAGGACUCUGAUACUGCCUUCGAGAUGCACCUGGGUAUACAAGCUACCAGCAAUGGACAUAUACUACUGUCGCCGGUCCAGAAACCUGGGUACAGUGACCCCGUUUAUGAGAUUGUGGUCGGCGGCGGCGGUAACCAAUUUACUGAGCUACGAAGGAACUUGAAGAGAAAUGCUCGCACCUCGGUCAAAACACCAAGAAUAUUAUCCAGUUUUGAAGUCAGAGGGUUCUACAUCAAGAUGUCUCAUGAUGGUCUAAUAGAAUUUGGCAAGGAGGGCGAAACUCUACCUCUGCUGCAGUACAAUGAUAUUAACCCUCUCGAAAUUAAAUACUUUAGUUUCGCUGCGUGGACGGGCGUUGAAGCUAAAUUUCUAUACGACUGCCCAAUACCGAAUGCCGAUGGAUCUUCACCAAACUCAAAAGAGAUUGAGCCCCCAAUGUCAAUGUCGGAUCAGUUAAAGAGGACUAUUCUAUUAUAUCGAUUGCCAUGGAUACCUCCAAAACCGACCAUGGACGUGAAAGUCGGAAUUAAAGUGACCAAUGUGAAGUAUGAUCCAUUUAUUUCAAAGCUUAGCACUUCCAUGUCUAUCGUUACCAGUUGGACAGAUGAAAGCAUGUCGUGGUACCCAGGCAAAUAUGGAAAUACGACAAGUCUCAAGUUUCGACAAGGACAGCUAUGGAAACCUAAGUUUUACAUUUUUAAUUGUGACAACCAGAUGCCUUUUGAUGCAGUGAACUCGGACCUUAUUUCAAUGGUACACACUGGUGAAGCGACCUUCCAUUACCAGACGACAGUCUCCUCUUGGUGCGUCGAUACACCUCCUGGUUACAGCAAGUGGCCUCGAGACGAAUACUUGUGCUCCAUAGUGAUUCAGCCUUGGGAAGCUCAUGAAAAAAUCUCAGUAGAAAUGAUUGAACCAAAUGACACCAAAAUGCACAUUUUUUCAGAUGUGAAUAAACGAAUCGAAAAUGUGUGGGACGUGUCUAUAAAGCUAUUGGUGAUAAAACCAACAGUAUGGAACCAAGUGUACGUCAGCGAUGACAAUGAAACACAUCAGAGUGACCGAUUGAUACUUAGUCUACAACUGAAAAGAAAGGCCACUGCUUAUAACAUUGUAUUCUAUACUCCUUUAUUAGUGCUUUUGAUGUUCGUCUUAAUGUCGUUUUGGAGUGAACCUCUGACUAUGGAAAGGAUUUGGUUUCUCGCUGGAUGUACCAUCGUCAUAACUAUGGGACUCUGCUAUGUGGACUUCUUGAUACCUUCACACUUAAUGCCUUCUAUAUUGAUACUGUACAUAACAGUUUUAAUGGGCGUACUGAUAGCGUUGCUGAUUCAGGCGCUGUUGAUAACAGAUACAUUUGAAAAGUUCCGCAAUUUACAGUUCGUGCAGAAAAUGUUGAAUGCACACGUUUUUAGGAUCAUUUUCUGUCUACCAGCGUACACGAAAUCAUCAGACAGAAACGGAGGAUACUCGUUGCAAGAAGAUGAAGAACCACAGUCUCCGAUAACAAGAGGAGAUGUAGAAGAGAUGGAGAAAGAGACUCCAAGGACAUGUGGAGAUAAGAAGGAGCUAGCAGAAGUUGUAGAUAAAGUUAUGUUCGUGAUUUACUUUGUUACUUUUAUAUCUAUGUUAGCUGCUCAUUAUUGAGUGUGUUUUGAAAUUUUAUACCCUAAGUAAGUUUAACCUUUUGGACCUAAUUUUUAACCGAAUUCCCAAAAAGGAGGAGGUUCUCAAUUCGGCUGGUAUGUUUUUUGUAUGUAGUCGGUAUCGAUUACUAAGUCAAGUCGAGGUUUAUUAAUCAAUUUGCGUGAUUCUCAUUGAUAGUUUAGAAGUCGGUCCCAUAAGCUCAUAACAAAAUGUAACUUACCGAUACUACCUAUACCUGCAUUGUACAUAGGUAUCCACUUUAGUUUAAUAUAAUUUUCAGGGGUUAGGUACAGGCAAUACAUUGAAUAUUGCUCGUAGUUUUUUUUUGGUUUUUAGGUUAGGUUUUUUGUGUCUGAUUUCUGCGUAUUUUGACGAUUUGUGGCAUAGUAUUAAGUAUACACAAAAUGUGCAAUUUAAGAUAUGUAUAUGUGAUCGGAUGCAGUGUUAUACAAUUUUGUAAUUAUAAAAACAAUAAUAACGUUGCUUUUACCUUUACCUUUACCUUUACACAUAGGACUUUUAUUUUUAUUGGAGUUUAACCUAUGUAAUGUAUGUUAAACUCAUCAAAAAAUAAUUCCCAUACUGCAGACUAACUGCCGCACUCAGAGACAUUUAACGAACAGUUAAACUACUCCUAGUAACGAUUUUGUAUCGAAAACUGGAUAAAAUAAAGACUGGAUUAAGUAACCAAUAAAUGACUCUGAGUACGGCAGUAAAUGGUACAAGUACAAGAGUAUCAGUUGAAAAAUAAAAUUUUCUUUCGUCUUCCUUUUUUAUUUGAGUUAAACAAAAUAAAGAAUUAAAUCCCAACUACUCUUUCACAAGACUAAAACCGUUGAAAAUUGGAUUUUAACGUUUCGAAAAUAAAGCUGGAAAUAUUAUUCUAGUAAAAUAUUGUAACAGACGUGCCGAGUAUUAACAAGAGAAUCGUAAAGUGGAAUGAGAAUUGUUUAACUCUCGAUACAAUGGCAUUACCGUCGUCAGCUUUAAAAAUAUUUUUAUAGCAACGACGGUAUCAUACUAGUGCUAUAAAAGUGCAAUAUAUUGUAUUCUUUGUUUAUAUACUACCUUUCGUAAACUAAUAAAGAGGAUGAAGUUUGGUAUA